CACGCACACACACACACACACACACACACACACACAGCACACUUUCGUCACUAGUUUUUUCUUCCUGGCUCCACAGCUGCUCCGACCCUUCCCUCCCCUCUUUCUCUCUUUCUCUGCUCUCCCUGGUCCAUUCCAGCUCUCUCCUCUCUGCCUGCGGUUGUGAGUGUUUUUGGGUGAGCGAUGUGUUGUUCGGUGGGUUUCGCCAGGUCUCUGGGUCUGGCCCUGCUGCCUCUGGCCCUUUGCUGUAUCCUGGCCAACCUGCUGCUGCUGUUUCCUAUGGGAGAAAUCACCUACAUCCAGCAGGACCGCCUGGCCAGCUACAUCUGGUACUUUGGUGGACUAGGAGGAGGGGGACUGAUGAUGUUGGUUCCAGGUGUGGUCUUCAUCACUCUGGGGAAAUGUAGCUGUUGUUGGAAUGAGAGCUUAAUGAUGUGCGGGUCAGUGUUGGCAGCUGUGGUCGGUCUGGUGGGGUCUGGCUACUGUUUCAUCAUAUCAGGGUUCGCCUUGAUGCAGGGUCCCCACUGCUUCACCUCUUUAGGAUGGUCGUAUCCCUUUGCAGACCAGGGGGGCAGGUAUCUCUUACAACCAGAGACUUGGUCACGCUGUCUUCAGCCGGCUCAUAUCAUAGAGUGGAAUGUGACUCUGCUGUGUGUGCUGCUGGGCCUGGCUGUGCUGGAGUUCAUCAUCUGCCUCUUACAGCUGGGAAACGGUUUAGUCAACGCCGUCUGCCGGCCCUGCUGCUAUAAGCAGGAGUACAGCCUCAAUGCUUAGAUAAACACACACAUGCAUGUCGACUCCCCUGCUGAGACACACGAGCAUAAUUUAAUGCUCACAUAGAAAUUCACACAUUCAGCAUGUAUGCACACAUACAGCACAUUAACGGACACAUGCAUACGCAGAGGUCUGGACACACAGCCUCAUUGCCCAGUGCUCUGUUUGUGUGUGUGUGUGUGUGUGUAUGUACAAUACAACCUUUCUACUUACAGUAGACACACGAACAAAUGCAGUAUCAUGAACACCUGGCAGCCACAUCAGUGUAACUGUUAUACUUUCAUGCUUUUAAUUUUAACUGUUAAAGUGGCAAAAAUCACUUUGCAGUCAUUGAUGAUGAUGAUGAGCUUUUCUGCUGCAGCAAGUCUCUAAAUGUCUAAGGCAACAGGUCAUUAGUCCACAAUAAUGUGGAUGUGUGUGUGUGCAUGUGUGUUUUGAGUACACCAUAGAAACAUAGAAAAAGGGUUACUUUCAAACUGGUGAAAGGAGACUGAGCAGACCAACAAGUGCAAGCAAUAAAAACAAAGUAGAGCUGUCGCCCACUUCCUGUGGUAUCAUUAUUUACUCUAUACUUUGUGUACCAUCAUAAACCAGCUACGCUACCGUUUGUAUUGUAUAAACAGAUGAUGCUAGAAUUGAAAUCAAUUUAAUUAGACUAGUAUACUGACUGUAUGAUGGCAGCCACAUAUUGUUUGAUAAUUUUGGAAAUGACAUCAGCUCAGUCAUUGCUGGUGGUGUCUUUGCAAGAAGUCAUUUCGAUUCAUUUAGUUUUUCACCAGCAUCUUGGCUGACACAAUAAUCUUGAUGAACCAGGAAGUGUCCUUUCUGUCCAGUUUUAUUCUUGUGGUUCCAACAUUUAUACACUGUGUUGGAUCACUGAUGUAUUACGAGCAGAUGUGUGUGUGCGUGUGUGUGCGUGCGUGUGUGUUUGUACACUUGUUUUCAUUCUCAGAGCAUUUUGUUGUGAAUUGUUUUCUUUGCAUCUUUCAGAUUGUAGAUCAGUGUUUUAACAAACAUUUUAUAUAUAUUUUAGUGACAUAUUUUUGUAAUGUAUGUUUGUUUUUGCUGCCUUGAAUAAAAAAAAAUAACUAUUUCCA
Molecule: messenger RNA, 1868 nt
Organism: Chelmon rostratus (copperband butterflyfish)
Lineage: Eukaryota; Metazoa; Chordata; Actinopteri; Chaetodontiformes; Chaetodontidae
Gene: tm4sf1
Product: transmembrane 4 L six family member 18
Exons: 4
Coding region: 181-771 (196 amino acids)
Cellular component (GO): membrane
Source: RefSeq, a predicted model, not a curated record